Messenger RNA from Thunnus maccoyii (southern bluefin tuna), 1908 nucleotides. It is a transcript of the gene opn7a, whose product is annotated as opsin 7, group member a. The transcript is spliced from 6 exons. Gene Ontology annotation, cellular component: membrane. The coding region runs from base 67 to 1419 and encodes 450 amino acids. Gene Ontology annotation, molecular function: G protein-coupled receptor activity. Gene Ontology annotation, biological process: visual perception; G protein-coupled receptor signaling pathway. The record is from RefSeq and is a predicted model, not a curated record. NCBI's taxonomy places the organism in Eukaryota, Metazoa, Chordata, Actinopteri, Scombriformes, Scombridae.
CCUUAAUUGGAUCAAGCAUAACAUCAGGAGACACAGGUUCAAGUUAUUCAGUACUUAUUGGCCGAGAUGAAGCUGUUAGAUGAAGACAUUGCGUUCCAUUCAAACAUACCUGUGCCACUGGAUAUAACGGUGGCUGUGGUCUACUCUGUUUUUGGAGUAUGUUCACUUUUUGGCAAUAGCACAUUGCUGUAUGUCUCCUACAAGAAAAAGCACCUCCUCAAGCCUGCAGAGUACUUCAUCAUCAACCUAGCUGUUAGUGACUUGGGCCUGACUCUGUCACUCUACCCUAUGGCGAUAACUUCAAGUUUCUACCACAGGUGGCUAUAUGGGAAAACAGUGUGCUCCAUAUAUGCUUUUUGUGGCAUGUUGUUUGGCAUCUGCAGUCUGACCACUCUAACCCUGCUAAGCAUGGUGUGCUUUGUGAAAGUAUGUUAUCCACUCUAUGGAAACAGGUUUAAUUCUAUUCAUGGCCGUCUGCUCAUUGUCUGUGCUUGGGUCUAUGCCCUGUUGUUUGCCUGCUCCCCGCUGGCCCACUGGGGGGAAUACGGGCCAGAGCCUUAUGGAACAGCCUGUUGCAUUGACUGGCGCCUGUCCAAUCAGCACACCACAGCACGCUCCUACACUGUGGCACUGUUCAUCUUCUGCUACAUCCUUCCAUGCUGUGUUAUCAUAGCAUCCUACACAGGAAUUCUUCUCACAGUGCAUGCAUCCCGCAAGACUAUGGAGAGGCAUGCAUCGAGACAGACACACAUGAGCAGCAUCCAGGCAAUUAUUGUCAAGCUAAGUGUUGCUGUCUGCAUUGGUUUCUUUGCGGCGUGGAGUCCAUAUGCUGUGGUGUCCAUGUGGGCUGCCUUUGGACGCAUUGAGAACAUCCCUCCUCUGGCAUUCGCCAUGCCAGCCAUGUUUGCCAAGUCCUCCACCAUUUACAACCCAAUUAUCUACCUAAUGCUAAGGCCGAACUUCCGCAGGGUAAUGCGCAGGGACCUGGGUACUCUAUGCCACGCCUGUCUGAAGGGCUGCCUCUGCUCCCAGGGCCCAGUAAAGUGCUGCUCCAAGCCAACGAUCAGGGUUAGACUUCGCACAGUCCACAAAGAGACCAACGAAUUCCCUUCAUCCAACUCCUCUGCUCAACCUCCUAUAGUGGCAUUAAAGGAUCACAGCUGUGAGAAGUGCAAGGAUGCCUUUGAAUGCUUUAGACACUACCCUCAAAUGUGCAGUGUCUCUAACCCUGCUGCCAAUGGAGACUCAUCCAAGGAUCAAGAUGUUGCAGUUCCUCAAAUAAAUAAGCAAAAGCUUCAAAAUGUGUGCCACAAGAAGUCUCUGCUGGCCACCAUGUGUGCAAAAAGGACCUCAGAAAUAGACAACUUCCAUAUUAAUUUAGAGAUGGUUCCAGGGCACGCAAAAGUAGCUUGGCCUUGAUAUUUUUCUCUCAAUUUAUAAUGUUUACAGAAUCUCUCUGGGCAUAUUUUGCAGGUUAUGUUCUUAUAAGAUGUGAAAUUAUUUAAUUCAUAUUUUCAGGAAAUCUUCUUCAGGAAUGUAACAUAUGCUCCCUCAGUGUUUGGGCAGCAGCCAUAACAUAACUUACUUUUUUUGCCCACUGUGCAUUACUUCAGCUGGUUACCUUUUAGGUUUUGAGGCUUUGAAGUUAAAUGCAGACAGCUUUAAUUUGAAUUCUCUGGGUACAUUUUUGAAAGAGUUAUCACACAUUCCUAUGUUGCCAUAGGAAAAAUUGCAACCUUUUUAUGUUGCCUUUGUUAUAUUUGCACUUAAUGGAUCUUUGAAACGUCAAAAACUUUGUAACAGGGGUACAUGGUUUGAGAUGGAUAGGUUUGGGGCUUCAGUGGCAGACUUAAGCUCUGAGUUCAGAUACUGUCUGAAAGUUUUCAGACCCCUUGCUACAUUUUUAAG